Messenger RNA from Mustela lutreola (European mink), 3568 nucleotides. RefSeq names its product cyclin dependent kinase like 1 (gene CDKL1). The coding region runs from base 227 to 1288 and encodes 353 amino acids. Gene Ontology annotation, molecular function: cyclin-dependent protein serine/threonine kinase activity; ATP binding. The record is from RefSeq and is a predicted model, not a curated record. Gene Ontology annotation, cellular component: nucleus. The transcript is spliced from 10 exons. Lineage: Eukaryota; Metazoa; Chordata; Mammalia; Carnivora; Mustelidae. Gene Ontology annotation, biological process: protein phosphorylation.
AGCCGGGGGCGGGGGCCCGUUCCCAUAGGGAUUGCAGCCCGGGCGGCGGCGGGUACAGCCGCGAGAGAGACGGCGAGGCGGGAGCAGGGCCAGGCCCGGUAGCCGCGGCGCCGUGGUUGACGAAGAGCCAUCGUUGAGUGGGGCUCUAGUUCAGUCUGUUCGAGCCAGUAGUCUAUGUGUGACAUUUUCAAACUAUGUGAAGAUCCGUUUUAAGAUUUAUUCCUUUAUGAUGGAGAAGUAUGAAAAAAUUGGGAAAAUUGGCGAAGGAUCCUAUGGAGUUGUUUUCAAAUGCAGAAACAGGGACACGGGUCAGAUUGUAGCCAUCAAGAGAUUUCUGGAAUCAGAAGAUGACCCUGUCAUAAAGAAAAUCGCCCUUCGAGAAAUCCGCAUGCUCAAGCAACUCAAGCAUCCCAACCUUGUGAACCUCAUCGAAGUCUUCAGAAAGAAGCGGAAGCUUCACCUGGUGUUUGAGUACUGUGACCACACAGUUCUCCAUGAGUUGGACAGACACCAAAGAGGGGUACCAGAACAUCUUGUGAAGAGCAUAACUUGGCAGACAUUACAAGCUGUAAAUUUUUGCCAUAAACACGAUUGCAUACAUAGAGAUGUGAAGCCAGAAAAUAUCCUUAUCACAAAACAUUCAGUGAUUAAGCUCUGUGACUUUGGAUUUGCUCGACUUUUGACUGGCCCAAGUGACUACUACACAGACUACGUGGCCACCAGGUGGUACCGUGCCCCUGAACUCUUGGUGGGGGACACACAGUAUGGGCCCCCAGUAGAUGUUUGGGCAAUUGGCUGUGUCUUUGCGGAGCUGCUGUCAGGGAUGCCUCUGUGGCCUGGAAAAUCAGAUGUGGAUCAGCUAUAUCUGAUCAGGAAGACCUUGGGAGAUCUCAUUCCUAGGCACCAACAAGUAUUUAGCACAAAUCAGUACUUCAGUGGGGUGAAAAUUCCAGACCCUGAAGAUAUGGAGUCACUUGAAUUAAAAUUUCCAAACAUCUCUUUUCCUGCCCUGGGGCUCUUAAAGGGCUGCCUCCACAUGAAUCCUGCCGAGAGAUGGACAUGUGAACAGCUGUUGCAGCAUCCCUAUUUUGACAGCAUCAGAGAAAUGGGCGCUUUGGCCAAAGAGCUUGAUGGGCCACUAAGGAAGACCCUGAGACAGAGCCGAAAGCACCUGCCUGGGUUGCAGGCCCUUCCUCAGCUGACCAGCAGCGGCUUCCUUCCAGCUUUGGAUAAUAAGAAGUACUACUGGAAUAGGAAGAAAAUGAACUACCAAUUUCCAAACAUUUAAGGAGCUUGGAGCUAGAUGAUGAAAAAGGAGUUAGUCGAUGAUUUGGAGAAAACGAAACAUAUACAUUUGUUUGAAAACAAUCACCAUGUCGAAAGGACACCAGGAGAAAACAUAAGUCACAAACCAGGAGAGGCCACCUGGCAGAAGAGAAAGGGAACUUCCAGAGGCAGCCUUCCAGGCUUCACGAUGGUGACCAGAACAGAAAUACUUGUUUGGAUUUUCACUUGCAUUUGUGUUGUAUCUAAGUAGCUGAGCUAAUGGACAGAAAUAUAAACUGUACCUACUAUCCCUAUCUUUGGCAAAAUUAGAAAUGUAGGAAGGAUUUAUGCUUUUAUUGUACCAUACGCAACAAGUGAGAAGUGGAUUACAAAAUACCCAGAUGUAUUUCUUGCAGAGAUUUGCCUUGAGUCCUAUACCCUGCCUUUUCAGACUGUCUCAACAUCAUAUUUAAGAAGUUUUAGUUCCUGAAAUCAAAAUGCUUAUAAUUCUAUUUCUUGCUUGCUCUAUAUUUAGAUUUUCAUAUUUUUAAAACAUUUUAGACUAUUGAAGAGUCUUUCAAAAUAAUUAAAAUCAUGGAUUAUCGUAACAGCAUUAUUUGCUUGCAUAUUUAAUGUAACAAAUGUCUACAUUUGUAGACAUUUGUUACAUAUACUUUUGUCAUUACCUUUAGUAAAGGCUGCACCUGGGUCAUUUUUGCAGGCAGGAUGGGUUUUUAUAACCCCUCCCCAGGUGACCCAGUUCCCUUUACGAACUGGUGUGAAGCCUGGUAGCUGACUAAGGCUUGAAUCAAGGGGUAGAACAAGACCUACAGGCUUCACGGGAAGUGAGCCUAUCAGCCUGAAAGUAAUUAGUUCUUCAUUCUCUCCAGCUCCGCCUCAGACUUGGAGACAGAUUUACAGGCAGGACUAUCUAUAAUGAUCUGGGCUCUGCAAAAGUUGCUUGUUGAGUUCUUCUUUGGACCAUGAAAGACUUUAGGUUGUACACUGAUAUUGUCCUGGAAAUAACCUUUGAUAUUGUAUGUGUGUGUAUAUAUACACAUAUAAAUACAUACACAUACGUGUGUAUGUGUAUAUAUAUAUAUAUAUAUAUAUAUAUAUAUAUAUAUAUAUAUAUACUGUGCUAAGAAUUGGCAACAACUGUUAAGAAAGUAGUCCAAAAUGAUUCUGAGUAUUCUUAGCUUUGUAUCAUGAUACUUAUCACGUUAUUAGCUUUGACUUGGCCUGCGCCUCCUAUUCCAAAAGAUUUUUCAUCCUCGUCCCCUGAACACAAGGGCAGGAUGGAGCUCACGUCUGUUUCUUGUAGCUCACUGCCAGUUUUGGUUGGUGUGCUGCUGCUGCUGCUGUUUCCUCAGUGGUUCCCAGCCAUGGUCUUUGAAAAUGUAUUCUACUGUCUCUUCAAAACCUUCUCCUCUUCUCUUAUUAGUUUACUGCUCUAGUAAUUUCCUUCAUGACAGCAUUUGUCUUUAUUCACUUACUGCUAAGUAACUCACCAAAUUCAGGCAUCUGUUCAAGAAUUUUGGCUACUUCAGCCAGUUUAAUGAUAUCCUAAGACUCCCUGAUGUGUAUAGCUUCUUGCAAAGAGCUGACCCUGGGUUAAAUACCAGUCGCAGCAGUAUCUAAUUCUUCUUAUUUGGCUUUGAUUCAAAUGACAAGGAAGGACAUCCCACUUCUGUUUACAUUUUCUGUUUUCCUUUUUAACCCAAAACAAUGCAUUUGACGAGGCAGAUGACUGUAACUGCCUAAUUCAUUCCGUAGUUUUAUAGAAAACCAUUCAGAAUAUAAAAGUAGUUCUGGACUAAAUUGCGGUGAAUCAGUUGCCUCACCAUACAAUAAUCAAAUCCGAGAUGGAAGCAUUCAUUUUUUCUAAUGAGUUCUAUUAAAUAUGUACCAAUGCUUAAUUUAACCACAUCUGUAAUCCUUCGUCCAGCACGGAAUCACCACUGUUUCACAUGAUACUGUUCUAUAGCUUAGUCUUUCUUUUUUUUAAUUUGCUGUGUUCUGAUUUUAUAAUUGACAGUGAAAAUUUUAUUUAUAAAUAGUAUAUCAUUUAUGGCAUGUGCUAUUUACAUAAGCUGGCUUCUAAACACAACAAAAAUUCAUUUUUUUCCCAAAUGCUGCAUCAUACACUGUUUAUUUUAAAACUAUUUCUAGUCAAGGUUAUAGUUAAGAGUAUAAUGUUCAAACCAAACAUACAGAAAUCUAUAAACAAGGUGGCAUAUCAUUAAUAGUAAUAGAACCAGGGCCAUUUCAGGGUAAAAAUAAAGAUCUGUUUUUAUCAAUA